AUGGACAAAAUCAACUCAAUCGCCCACAAGGCCAACGUGCGCGCCAGUCCACAGGCUCUGCUGGCAACGCUGACGCUGGGCCUGAUCCAGACCCACCUCAACACCGACGUUGCUGAAAAGAGCUGGUUUUCCGACGCCCCCGCGCUCUUCUCCUUUUCCGUCGACGGCCUGGAAGUGACGCUGUCCAAGCUCGGAAACGACAAGGUGGCGCUCAACUUCUCCAAGGGCCAGCGGGUAACCACCGCCAUCGCCAUCAUCCCGGACCUGAUUAGAAACACCAGCUUUGACCAGUGGACCGAAGACUACACCGCGCAGUUCAACCCCGCCAUCGACGAGUUCAUCCAGAACGUGAACCGCAUUCUGGUGGCAAUCGACGCCCCCGACAACCGCACCAAGGAGCAGAUUCGACGCGGAACACAGCCAGCAAACACACAGCAACAGCAGGACCAGACACAAAGCCAAAGCCGGCUGUUUGAAGGCUCGGGACGACCCGCAGACGAGCCACAAAGCACAGUGUCACAUGACCAGGCCGGCCCCGACCGCCUCGCCAUGCCCGGAACACAAAACCACCCCGGCCCCAACCCGUACAACGUCCCCCGCGGCUCCUCAUCUUCAGGCAUUCAUCCCGGCUACGCCCCCCCCGGAUUCGAAGACGACUACGAGAUGGGUGGCAGUUUGCGCAACCCCGGGGCCAGCGGUCCUGUGCCACACCUUGGGGGUUACGGCCAGUCCGAUCUCAACCCUCCCGGAUUGUCUGGAGACCCCUCCAUGCGUCCUUCUUUGGGGGUGCCUCCCGGCAUGUCUGGCGGCAUGUUCCCUUCCGCUGGCGACUUUGGGUUCCCUGGAACGGAUGACCAUGGCCCCGACGACCUGACCCGACCUCCUGGAUCUCGCUACGAUGCCCCUGGCCCCUCUGGAUCGGGUUUCGGACAGCCCGGAGGUGGAUUCGGAGGCUUUGGAAGCGGAUCGGGAGGUUUCGGAGGCCCAGGAGGGUUUAUGUAG
Yarrowia lipolytica CLIB122 is the source of this 1002-nucleotide messenger RNA. RefSeq lists its product as uncharacterized. The record is from RefSeq and is a predicted model, not a curated record. NCBI's taxonomy places the organism in Eukaryota, Fungi, Ascomycota, Dipodascomycetes, Dipodascales.